Hyaloscypha bicolor E is the source of this 2430-nucleotide messenger RNA. Its product is annotated as catalase-domain-containing protein. Gene Ontology annotation, molecular function: heme binding; catalase activity. The transcript has 3 exons. Gene Ontology annotation, biological process: response to oxidative stress; hydrogen peroxide catabolic process. The coding region runs from base 112 to 2289 and encodes 725 amino acids. Gene Ontology annotation, cellular component: cytosol. Lineage: Eukaryota; Fungi; Ascomycota; Leotiomycetes; Helotiales; Hyaloscyphaceae. The record is from RefSeq and is a predicted model, not a curated record.
GCCUGAUACUUUUGAACUUGUCACAUUUCACAGUUUUGCGUUCUGUGAUCCACAUCUUCCACGCCUUUCCUUGAACUACUCGGAAAAGCAGGCGAGUUCGUUACAGGAGCAAUGGCAUCGAAUCAAAAGUCUGCCGACAUGGCUCCAGAAAUCCGUGAGCCCAGCUCCUCCGUCCCUCUCACAAGUGAUUUCGGCGCCAAGAGCACAAACCACGACAUCUGGCUUUCCGCCUCGACAGGUGAGCGCAAAGGUCCUGCUCUUCUAGAAGACAACUUUGGGCGGGAGAAGAUCAUGAAAUUCGACCAUGAACGUAUCCCAGAGCGAGUCGUGCAUGCACGUGGUGCUGGAGCCUUCGGCACGUUCAAGCUGUAUGAGAGUGCAGCAGACGUCACCAGUGCGGGUGUUCUCACGGAUACUUCUCGAACCACGCCCGUCUUCGUGCGCUUUUCGACCGUGUUGGGAUCCCGUGGGAGUGCGGAUACCGUGAGAGACGUUCGGGGAUUCGCAGUCAAGUUCUAUACUGAGGAGGGAAACUGGGAUAUUGUUGGGAACGAUAUCCCCGUUUUCUUCAUUCAGGACGCUAUGAAGUUUCCGGACGUUAUUCAUGCUGGGAAGCCGGAGCCGGAUAAAGAAGUCCCACAAGCUCAAUCCGCGCACAACAAUUUCUGGGACUUCCAAUUCCUGCACACGGAAGCGACGCAUAUGUUCAUGUGGGCCAUGUCUGACCGUGGAAUUCCACGAUCUUACCGCAUGAUGCAAGGAUUCGGCGUGAACACCUACACGCUGACCAAGAACGACGGCGGCGAGAGACACUUCGUCAAAUUCCACUUCACGCCCACACUCGGGGUCCAUUCUCUCGUCUGGGACGAAGCCCUGAAGCUCGCUGGCCAGGAUCCUGACUUCCACCGCAAAGACCUCUACACCGCGAUUGACAUGGGCGUCUACCCGACCUGGAAAUUCGGCAUCCAAAUUUGUCCCGAGAGCCGCCAAGACGAAUUCGACUUCGACAUCCUCGACGCCACGAAAGUCUGGCCAGAAGAAUUGCUUCCCGUCCGAUACAUCGGAGAGUUGCAACUCAACAAGAACGUCGACGAGUACUUCACGCAGACCGAACAAGCUGCCUUCUGCACCGCACAUGUCGUUCCCGGUAUCGGGUUCUCGGAUGAUCCGCUCUUACAGGGGAGGAACUUCUCCUACUUCGAUACUCAGCUCUCGCGCCUCGGCGUCAACUGGCAAGAGCUGCCUGUAAACCGGCCCGUCUGCCCCGUCAUGAACAAUCACCGCGACGGGCAGCUCCAGCACAAGAUAACCAGGGGUUCCAUCAACUACUGGCCGAACCGGAAAUCCGUGAUCCCACCAGCCAAGCCAGAAGAAGGCGGCUACCUCGACUACCCCGAGAAAGUCGUUGCAAUGAAGCAACGUCUGCAUUCGGUGAAGUUCUCGGAGCAUUUCUCACAAGCACAACUCUUUUGGAAUAGCAUGAGUGAGAUUGAGAAAAGCCAUAUAAUUGCCGCGCUGGGCUUUGAGCUCGAUCAUUGUGACGACCCGGUUGUAUAUGAAAGGAUGGUGACUCGGCUCUGCGAUAUCUCACUGGAGCUCGCUCAAGCUGUUGCCGAGAAAGCCGGCUCUCCGACACCUACGAAGACUGCCAAUGAAAAUCACGGCUUGACUGCCAAGGGCCUCUCGCAGCUCGAUUUUACCCCUGAAGCCAUGGGUCUUCCUGCCACUAUCGCGAGCCGCAUGAUUGCGAUCAUCAUAGGCGAUGGUUUCAACUUUGCUGAGUACGAGGCUGUGAAAGCUGCAUUGAGCGCGGCGGGUGCGUUCGUGUUUACCAUUGGGCCCAAGAGACAGCCAGUCAAGUCCUCGACCGGUCAGAGCGUGGCUCCAGAUCAUCAUUUCGAGGGGAUGCGGAGCACGAUGUUUGAUUCUCUCUACAUACCAGGCGGAGAACAUGUCGCUUCUCUAAUGAAGGAGGGACGAGUGAUCCACUGGGUGAGAGAGGCGUUUGGACAUUGCAAGGCUAUCGGUGCCACCGGGGAAGGAGUGGCACUUGUGAAGAUGGCAUGCGAAAUUGAGGGAAUGACCUUCAGUGCUGGGGCCAGUGGAGAGGUCGUGGAUAGUUAUGGUGUUGUUACUGCUGCGGGGAUAGGAACGCCGGCUGGAAUUACGGAGGGAUUGAGGAUGGUGAAGGGGGCAAAGACGUUCUUGGAAGCUUACGCCUUUAAUAUUUCCCAGCAUCGAAAUUUCAAGCGUGAGCUGGACGGAUUAACGAGUAUGGUUGCUUACUAGCCGGACUGCUUGGAAUCUUGCCAAAGAAAUAAUCAAUGUUAAGCUUAUGUUAAAAACUAAUCGCGAGGAGUUUGGAGAAGCAAUUAAAUAGAAAAAUUUACGAAAGACCUAGAUUUUAGUAAAGUUAUAUACGCAAACCGA